This is a messenger RNA of Beta vulgaris subsp. vulgaris (sugar beet), 2484 nucleotides long. RefSeq names its product protein LATERAL ROOT PRIMORDIUM 1. The coding region runs from base 999 to 2231 and encodes 410 amino acids. Gene Ontology annotation, cellular component: nucleus. NCBI's taxonomy places the organism in Eukaryota, Viridiplantae, Streptophyta, Magnoliopsida, Caryophyllales, Amaranthaceae. Gene Ontology annotation, molecular function: DNA-binding transcription factor activity; DNA binding. The record is from RefSeq and is a predicted model, not a curated record. The transcript is spliced from 2 exons. Gene Ontology annotation, biological process: positive regulation of DNA-templated transcription.
UUGCCAAAUUCCAUAAAUUUUGAUUAUUGGAGUGAGAAUAACUAUAGUUUUUGGUUAGUUUUUAUAUACUCUUUUUUCUUUAAUAAAGUAAGAAGAAAAAAAAAGGUUAAGAGACCUUCUGUACGAGGGAGCUUCGACACUGAUAGUGUAAUAAAGAAGAUAAUAUAAAUACCCACUUCUUAGUUUCACUUUCUACUAAUAUAAUAAUAUGCACUAUUCACAUAUAUCCGAUAUAAAUUAGGCGAAACUCCAAAGAAGAAAAGAAAAAGAAAAGUUAUAGUAGUAGAUAGAAUUUUUAGAAGUGUGAGUGAGUAGAAAUGAAAGUGAGUAAUAUAAACAACCAACAGAAAAUACACUGAGAAAGAUAAUAGUCGUUAUUACCAAUUUUUCUUUCUUUCUCUCUCUCUAAAUUUAGUGUUUUUACACACUGAUCUUCAUUCUGCUACUUCUGUCUUACUGCUUCUGCUCUGCUGUGCUACUUCUUCCCCACAUUUUUCUCUCUCCUCUGCUCCAAAAAGAAUACUAAUAGAAGAAGAAGAACAACCACAACAACAACACCCUCUCUUUUUUAUUUCUUUUGCAGUCAAUUCUUAUUUCUUCUGAAGAAACAAGAUCUUAAUUCAGUGAUAACAAAAAAAACACAUAAAUAUAUACACAUAAAACACACACCAUAUAUAUAUAUAUAUGGUGUCCCACUUAGUUUUUUUUUUUUGUAGCUAAAUUCUCUCUCCUCCUAAAAACUUGAGAAUUUUACCAAAAUUGAACAUUCAUUGAAGUUAGCGGUGGUGGCUACUACAAGGAGAUUAGCGUCGGAUUCUGGUGCGUUUGCUGAUUGGGUGGCUUCAUCAGCAAGCAACGCUGCUGAUAAAAGUAAUGAUUUAUCAUUGGGUUUUAAUGCCGGGCCUAACCCACCCACCGGGCCAGCACCAUCUAGUGGGAACACUUUAUGGCCUACAGCUUCUCGGGCUGCUGCUUUGGGGUAUGGGAUCCCACCUGAGAUGGGGAUGUUUGUUGUCGCUCCUGCAUCAACGUUUCACCAUCAUCAACAACAACAACAACAACACGAGUCUUCGUUGAUGAUGGAUUCACACUCACACCACCACCACCAUCACCACUUUUCAACCACCAGGGAUGGUGGUGGUGUUGGUGGUGUAAAUGGUGUGAAUAACGCCGGCACCGCUUUAGGUGUUGGGGUUGGUGUCGGCGUUAUUCCACUCCUCACCACCGGCCCAUGUUUAAACAUGGGUGGCGGUGGUGGAGGAGAUAAUAGUAAUAGUAAUAGUAAUAAUAAUAGUAGUAAUAAUAAUAAUACAUUAGAUGGACAUGAUGGGUUUAUGGGUCGUAAUCGGGCUGGUGCAAUCCAACUUUGGCAGACCCAUCAACAACAAAUGGGAGGUAAUCAUAACAAUUACCCGAAGAAAAGCAUUAAUUUCGACCCGAUUAGUGGCCCGAAUUUACUCCAUUCAUCUUCAACUUCAACAAUGGGGUGUGGUGGUGGUGGUGGGACCACUACUUGUCAAGAUUGUGGUAAUCAAGCUAAGAAAGAUUGUAGUCAUCGGAGGUGUAGAACUUGUUGUAGGAGUAGGGGUUUUGAUUGUUCUACUCAUGUUAAGAGCACGUGGGUCCCUGCUGCUAGGAGAAGAGAGCGCCAAAUUAUGGGUGUUGGCGCUUCACCAGGGACCCACGUCUCUGGUGGUGGUGGAGGUGGUGGAGGUGGUGGUGGAGGUGGUGCUUCUUCUGGUUCUACAUCCGGGGCGAAGAAGCCCCGGCUUAUCUCUUCACAAAAUACCGCUACUACUUCCCAUACCUCGAACUCUAACACACCUCCUCGAAGCUUCGAGACCAGCUCCAGCCAUCAAGAUGCGAGCUUUAAAGAGUCAUUGCCGGGGCAAGUGAAGGCGCCAGCGGUGUUCAAGUGUGUGAGAGUGACGGCAGUGGAUGAUGGGGAGGAUGAGUUUGCAUAUCAAGCAAUGGUGAAGAUAGGUGGUCAUGUUUUUAAGGGUUUUUUAUAUGAUCAAGGGACUGAACCAAGAGAUGGGUUUCCUAAUUUGUCUGAGUUACAUUUGGGUGGUGGUGCUAGUAGUAGUGCUGGUGGUGGUGGUGGUGGUGGUGGUGGGAGAAAUGGUGGAGCUUCGUCGUCGUCGCCACUUCUUGAUCCAUCUGAUGUUUAUGGAGGUUCUGGAACUGGAGGUUUGCUUGGUGGUUCAACCUAUGGUAACACUAUAAAUUGAAAACAUAAAAAAUAAUACUAGUUCUAGUAUUUAUCAUGAUCAUGAGGAGAUGAAAAUUUUCUUUUGGGUCUUUUGAAAAUGUUGUUUCAAAUGCAAAAGACUCAAAAGCAAUCUUGUGAUUAACUACUACUAAUAGUAUAUCUUAAUUAGUAGUUAGUUUUCCUCUUGUAUUCUAAUAACUAGCUUGAUUUUGAUAUCUUUAUUGAUCUAAUUAUUCCCAUCAAUGAAUAGGGUUUUCAAUUGGGCAAGGUUA